AUGUCGCGCGAACGUCGGAUCUUUAAAGAAUUUGAAAGUAUCAAGGCCGAUGCAUCUUCAGGUGUGACGCUUGAAAUAAUCGAUGAAGCCAACAUGUCGCAUCUCAAGGGAACAUUUCGAGGUCCUCCUGGAACACCAUAUGAAGGAGGAGUUUUCCAGGUUGAUAUUAACUUGCCACCUGAAUACCCGUUUAAACCACCCAAGAUGAAGUUUGAUACCAAGGUGUAUCAUCCUAAUGUAUCAUCUCAAACAGGUGCCAUUUGUCUUGAUAUUUUGAAGGACACGUGGACGCCUAUUUUAACGCUUCGAUCAUGUUUAAUUUCGCUUCAAUCACUGCUUCAAUCGCCAGAACCAAACGACCCACAAGACGCCGAAGUUGCGAACCAUUACCGCAAGGAUUACAAAGGAUUUGCAGAGACUGCUAGAUACUGGACUCAACAUUAUGCCCAGCCGGCUGGAACGCCUGUUGCACCUGGAAGCCAGGGAAGUAGUGCGGCACCGGUACAGCUAGAGAACUUAUAUGGGAUUGAUCCACAGCUUGUGGCAAAGUUUACGGAUAUGGGGUUUACGAAGGAACAAGUUGUGGAUGUGUUGCGAUGGCUUGGAAUCAAAAAGUGGUCUAGCGAGCAGGACGAGAAUCGGAUUUUGGAGAAGCUGCUUGCUGAAUAA
Magnusiomyces paraingens is the source of this 669-nucleotide messenger RNA. RefSeq lists its product as uncharacterized. Gene Ontology annotation, molecular function: protein binding. The record is from RefSeq and is a predicted model, not a curated record. NCBI's taxonomy places the organism in Eukaryota, Fungi, Ascomycota, Dipodascomycetes, Dipodascales, Dipodascaceae. Bases 1 to 669 code for a protein of 222 amino acids. The transcript has 5 exons.